This is a messenger RNA of Contarinia nasturtii (swede midge), 835 nucleotides long. RefSeq lists its product as uncharacterized. Bases 139 to 765 code for a protein of 208 amino acids. Gene Ontology annotation, molecular function: actin binding; muscle alpha-actinin binding. The record is from RefSeq and is a predicted model, not a curated record. Gene Ontology annotation, cellular component: Z disc; adherens junction; filamentous actin. The transcript is spliced from 8 exons. Lineage: Eukaryota; Metazoa; Arthropoda; Insecta; Diptera; Cecidomyiidae. Gene Ontology annotation, biological process: muscle structure development; actin cytoskeleton organization.
UUUUGAGUGGUGAUAAAAAAUAUAUUGCUAUAGGAAAAAUGAAUGGAAGUUGUGUUUCGCAUCUAACAUAUUUCGUUCGAUCCAUAUCAUCACGAAAAUCAUUUAUUUCAAUAUAAUAACAUUUCAAUUCAGGUCAAAAUGACAUUGAAACAUGUGUCCAAGUUCCUUUACCGAAGCAGUAAUAUAGAUGAAAAAUAUUUCGAAAGAUAUUUAAAACGAGAAAUACCAUUUGAUAAUUGUGCUUUUGAGCUCAGGAUAAGUGGAAGUAGUGAUGAUGACCAAAGACUCAUGUCUUUCGUUGAUAUAUUGUGGGGAUUCGAAGUGACCGGAGGAUCUGAUCAAUUUGAAGCACUCACAGUGAUUGAUGUUCGAAGGAGUGGGUAUGCGUUUCGAGCGGGAAUUAGAAAAAAUGACAUAAUUUUUCGUAUUAACAAUGUUUUUACGGAUGAUAUGACACUGUUGGAGGCUCAAAAAAUGAUUAAAAAGUCGGGUAAACAUUUGCGCAUCUUUGUAAAAGGAAAUGAUCAAAUUGAAGAAAAUGAUGAGUUUACUGUGGACUUUUGGUUUAAACCAAAAAAACGAUUUCCACCAGUAUAUAUCAUCAACAAAUGGCCUGAUUCUUUCAAUUGGAACGAUAGAAAAAAACCUAUAUACAAAGAGAGUAACUGCUUUUUAGUCCCAAGUAAAACGGAAGAUCACAAAGAUAAGAAAAAGAUUAUUCAUCGAACUACAGACGAGGACAAUCAAACGUAUGCAGCAAAAUAAUUUCUUCACAUAAAAUAUUUUAAUACAAAAUAACACCCAUAUAAUAAAAUUUAUAUUGAUUUCAAGCCUA